Messenger RNA from Macadamia integrifolia, 1068 nucleotides. RefSeq lists its product as uncharacterized. NCBI's taxonomy places the organism in Eukaryota, Viridiplantae, Streptophyta, Magnoliopsida, Proteales, Proteaceae. The record is from RefSeq and is a predicted model, not a curated record. The coding region runs from base 277 to 906 and encodes 209 amino acids. The transcript has a single exon.
AUUUCCAAACUUAAAAUCACUUAAAACCCAAUUUCCCUUAUCCAUUAAAGUCAUUAAGCUCAUGAAAGAUGGAACCACUUGCCCCAUUUUUUCUCUCAUUACACUUAUCUUUUCUUCACCGCUACACCACACAACAGAAAAUAUAAAGUGAGGGGGAGUGACUCACUCCUACAGUCCUACUCUCUCUCUCUCUCUCUCUCUUUUACUUUUUCUUAAGGUGGGGAGUGACCGUGGGUGGAGUAGGAGAAAAGGGUACUAACGAGGAUCAGAGAAGCCAUGAAUCAUCACCAGCACCACCAUAAACCACAGAGACCUCCAUCAGGGCGGACGAAUCUCGCAUCAUGUAUAGUGGCAACGAUCUUCUUGAUCUGCGUGGUCAUGGUGAUCCUCAUCGUCUUCUUUACCGUGUUCAAGCCCAAGGAACCCAUGAUCUCUGUCAACACCGUUCAGCUCCCAACCUUCUCCAUGUCCAACGGCACCGUCAACUUCAUCUUCUCUCAGUACGUGUCUGUAAGGAACCCCAACCGUGCCGUCUUCACCCACUACGACAGCUCCCUUCAGCUACUCUACUCUGAUAACCAAGUGGGUUUCAUGUUCAUCCCCGCCGGCGACAUCGACGCUGGCCGCACUAAGUACAUGUCUGCCACCUUCUCUGUUCAAUCUUUCCCUCUAACCACGGCAGCUCCGGCUUCGACGACGGUGGAGAAUGUGGAGCAGAACCCGACGACCAUCACCAACGGCUUCGAUGGGUUCAAGAUGGGACCCACUUUGGAGAUUGAGUCGAUGAUGAGAAUGGCUGGUAGGGUAAGGGUUCUGCGCUUCUUCACCCAUCAUGUGGAGACCAGGUCUGGUUGUAGGGUCACCAUUGCCGUCAGUGAUGGAUCCGUUCUGGGGUUUCAUUGCUGACCUUUUCUUCUUCUCCUCCUUUCUCUCUGUUUUGAUUUUCGUGUUAAUGAUUUGGGUCUUCAAUUUGAAUUUGAAUCCCCAAUUCGUUGGAGACAACUUUGGAGUGAAGGAAUUGUAAAAAUUGAACAGCAAAAAACAAAAAAGGGAUUUGGUUUUUGUAUU